AUGGUUUUGAAGGUUAGGAGUUCGGUGGUCCAUCGGAUAAGAAGAAUGAGGGAGUUCCAGCUCAGAAAGAGGAUAGUAGCUGGGAAAGUUCAGGCUCUGGACUUGGAUGGAGGUGGUGAGGACGACGGAGACAAAAAACAACCAGAAAUAAGAAACCAGACCAUGAGUACAAACAGGUUCUUCUUGUGUGCUGUCCUUCUUCUUUCACUGGCAGCCAUUUUCCUUGGAAGCUUCCAGCCUUCAAAAGUGAAAUUCCCUGUGGUGAAAUGGAAGAGCCCCUAUGCCAGUAAUAAAUCCUGUCAUGCCAGGACGAACAUCAUGUUCCUCAAAACCCACAAAACCGCCAGUAGCACCAUCAUGAACCUCUUGUACCGGUUCACAGAGAAGCAGAACCUCACCAUUGCUCUUCCCGCGGGCCGGAGUUUCCACCUGGGAUACCCCUGGCUUUUUCUGACCACUUAUGUGGAAGGCUUCGACACAGAGAAACGCAACUACAACAUCAUGUGCAACCACUUGAGGUUUAACUGGCCAGAGGUGCAGAAAGUGAUGCCGCGCCAUACAAUCUACUUUUCCAUCAUAAGAAACCCAGUAUCCCACCUGGAGUCCGCCUUCGUCUAUUAUAAAAACGUGGUGCCGGCUUUCAAGAACCUGAAGACGCUCAACGAUUUUUUGGCGUCUCCACUGAGUUAUUACAAUGAAAGUCUAGCCAUAAAAAAUGCAUAUGCCAAGAACAAUAUGUGGUUCGAUUUUGGCUACGAUAACAACGCCAAAGACACCGAGGGCUACGUCCGCGGCAGCAUAAAGGAGAUUGAAGAGCGGUUCCAGCUGAUCCUCAUUGCGGAUUAUUUUGACGAGUCGAUGGUCCUCCUGAAGAACACGCUCUGCUGGGACCUGGACGACGUGGUCUACUUCAAGCUGAACUCCAGAAGUCGGGACACCAUCCAGACCCUGAGUCGGGAGAGUCGGGAGAAGGUGAAAGCCUGGUGCUCCCUGGACUGGCAGCUCUACCUCCACUUCAACGAGACGUUCUGGAGGAAGAUCGAGGCCACCAUCGGGAGGAAGGAUUUGGUCAGGGAGGUGGAGCUCCUGAGACAGAGGCAGAAAGAGCUCAUGGCGGUCUGUGUUCACAACGAGAAGCCAACAGAUAAAACCGAAAUCAAAGACUUAAAGCUCAAACCUUUCCAGUCGGGGGAAGCCAACAUCCUGGGCUAUAACCUCAAACAAGAUUUAGACAAUGAGACCUUGGCCGCCUGCCAGAAAAUGGUCAUGCCUGAACUCCAGUACAUGGCACAUCUGUAUACGCAGCAAUUCCCGGAAAAACGACCGAAGAACCUAGAGUUUCUUGGUUAG
This is a messenger RNA of Tachyglossus aculeatus (Australian echidna), 1350 nucleotides long. Its product is annotated as galactose-3-O-sulfotransferase 2-like. Gene Ontology annotation, biological process: glycolipid biosynthetic process; glycoprotein biosynthetic process. The transcript has 5 exons. Gene Ontology annotation, molecular function: galactosylceramide sulfotransferase activity. NCBI's taxonomy places the organism in Eukaryota, Metazoa, Chordata, Mammalia, Monotremata, Tachyglossidae. Gene Ontology annotation, cellular component: membrane. The record is from RefSeq and is a predicted model, not a curated record. The coding region runs from base 1 to 1350 and encodes 449 amino acids.